Vanrija pseudolonga is the source of this 2005-nucleotide messenger RNA. RefSeq names its product Protein priB. The record is from RefSeq and is a predicted model, not a curated record. Gene Ontology annotation, molecular function: DNA-binding transcription factor activity, RNA polymerase II-specific; transcription cis-regulatory region binding; zinc ion binding. Bases 1 to 1935 code for a protein of 644 amino acids. The transcript has 5 exons. Lineage: Eukaryota; Fungi; Basidiomycota; Tremellomycetes; Trichosporonales; Trichosporonaceae. Gene Ontology annotation, cellular component: nucleus. Gene Ontology annotation, biological process: regulation of DNA-templated transcription.
AUGCAGUCCCGCCCGCCGACGCGCGACCGGCCCCCACAGUUCCACUUGACGCCAGCAACGCCGACCGCCACGCGGCUGCUCGACCUCGUCGCGCGCAUCCGCAAGAUUGACGACGAGGCGAUCGAGACGCGCCGCGAGAAGCGCUCGGCUUUGCGCCGCCCACAGGGGAGCAAUGCCGAAGAAGUCAAGGCUUGCGAGGGAUGCCGGCGCGCCAAGACCAAGUGCUUCAAUGUCGACGGCGCGGCGUGCACCCGCUGCCAGGUGGCCGGGAGGGUGUGUACCUACCCCGAGGCGAAGGUCCGGGGGAGGAAGGCCGACAGGACGAUCCAGUCCCUUCUCAACUGCAUGGAGGACGAGCUCGCCGCCCUCCUCGCACCCGACCCGCGCUCGCGACAACAGCCCAGCGGUACGAGCCGCGCCCAGCGCGCAGAGGACUCGGCGUCCCACUCGGCCCUGCACAACCCCCUCGGCGUGCUCGCGACGGCUGCGACGCAGCCGUCCGGGCUGCUCAUGCAUGGCGGCCAGUCGGGGCUGUACUGGAAUAACAUUUAUUCGGUCAAGCCGGAAGAGGACCUCGGACAGGAUCCCGUGCUGCAAGGCAUCUUGGAGGAAGAAGACCUCAACCGCCUCGUCGAGCUGUACUUUGCCAAGCUUGCGCCGACGUUUAUGCACCUCGACGACGGGGUCCAUUCGCCCAUCUUCCUGCGCAUGAACAGCCCGUUUUUGACAACGGCGAUCGCGGCCGUCGCGGCGAGUUUCGACCCGCUCUCGCUCCUCAUCGCGCCAGGGCUGCAGGCGCAUGCCCAUCGGCUCGCAAGUCUGGCCUUUGAGAACGGGUCCAAGAGUCUCGAGGUCGUGCAGGGGUUCCUCGCGCUCGUCCACUGGGCUGCGUGGCCCAGCCACGACUGGCUCGCAGACCGCAGCUGGGCGUAUCAGGGCCAAGCGAUGCGCCUCGCCUGCGAGAUCCGCCUCGACCUCCCACCAGACCCCAACCUCGCGCUCACGUACCGCCAUUCCCGGCCGCUGACCGACGACGAGGUCGCGAGGCUUAUGGCGUGUAGGAAGCGGACAUACUUGCUGGUGUGCCUCUCCGAGAUCGGACUUGCGACACAGUCAGGCCGCGCCGACACCACCUCUGGCCACCGCCUCAUCCACCCGCCUGACCUCGGGUUCCUUCGCCCCCAUGAUAGCAGAAACAUGACCUUCUCUGCCAGCGUCAAGCUCAACCACAUCUUCGGGCGCGCUCUCCACCGCUGGCACGGUAUGGACAAGGACGAUACGCCGGAUCUCGAGCGCGAGCUGUUUGUCCGCGACUGGCGCAGGGAUCUCGGCGAGUGGAAGACUAGCUGGAUGGGAACUAGCCGGCUCGUCGACGUUGCAGCAGUGUACAACCACAUCAUGCUGCUGCUGCUUUCGCUCCGCGUCCCGGGGUCACAUGCGUCAACGCAGGCGCUGCUCCGCGAGAUUUCCGAGCUGGCGGUUCAGCUGCUCGUCACUGUCCUCCGCUGGCGCGACGACGUGCCGUUUGACGAGUCAGGAGGACUAGCCUACGCGUCCAACUUUCUCAUCGUCCAGAUCGCGUAUGGCGCGGCACUGGUCCACAAGCUCGCGCGGCCGCUGGACUCGGACCGUGCCGCCGAAGUGUCUGCACGUGUGACUGACAUUGCGACGCUCCUCGACCAGAUUGCCGCGGCGAGGCUGCACACGGUUAGUUUUGCAGGCUAUUAUGCCGCACAGAUCCGCUCGCUGUGUGGGCUCGAGGCACCGCCACAGCCGUCGCACCACGUCAACAUCAACGUCCAGGGUGCGGCCGGCCCAGAUCCCUUCGACUUUAGCUUCAUGCUGGACCACGAACCGCACGCGUUUGACGCGACGGUGAUCAGUGACAGGAUACUGUCGUUGCUGGGCGUGGGCCUGGAGGAGCAGUGGGAGUGAGUGGGGUCAAGCGCUGGCGAAGCGGACCGCCAGGAACAAUUUCUGUUGUUGUAUAUUCGUACAUGCAGGC